CGCUGAAAACAGAUUUAAGAAAACCCGGACGUGUUUUUCAUUCCCUUUUAACAAUACUCGACACCUACAGCUAUAUUUUCACGCUAAAACUGUUUAACUGCCACUGAUGUAUCUAUUCAGUUGAGUCAAAUAUGUAAAGUAGACGGUUAUUUACGUCCGAGUACCGUGUAUGUAUGGUAUUUACUUGAUAAUGUUUUCGCAGAAGAAAAGCUCCAAUCCUGCCCCUUAAUCCAUACCGGGUUUGGAUAUAACCAGCAUACAACCCUUUUUCAGGCAGGGAAAACAGCAUUUCAAGUUACAGCCGGUUAAAGCGAGCUUUAAGGAAGCUGGUGUGUUGAAUAUUGGCAGAGGACGUGUUAUUUUUCCCUGUAUUCCUGGAAUAGAGUUACAGUGCCACCUGUGACUGGUGGCUAUUGUAUGCCUCUACGUACAGCAGCGAGCUACUGUUACACAGACGGCCAAUGUUGUGAAAUCAAAGGAAAUUCUCUUACCAUCAGGUUGGUUCACCAUUACACCAAAUUGCAUCAGUUAUCAUGAUGACGUCCAUAUACUGAUGCCCAUCGGAAUGUUUCUAUUGACGAUGUGAGACCGGCAGGGUGAUUGAUGGUAGAAUCGCUUUGCAGGAGAAGAGUUAAUUCAUUAUUGAGAGAAUGUUUUUGGAGAAUCCCACACCUCAAAUUAUUGGAGACUAUUAUUGAAGCCCUGCCUCUAUCGCAUUUCCUGUGCAGGAUCUUCUGAGUCUUCAGACAGUGUUACUGCCAACCAUGUUACCUAAGAGUCGUCUGGGGAAGCGUUCCCCACUAGGGGCGUUGGUGUGUACCUCCUGCCCCUCCAUGGAGAGCCCACUGGAGACAGGGAGUCAUGGGGACCCUGAGGGGGGUGUGGGGGGCCCAACCAUGGGAUCACCAGGGCCCCAGCAUCUCAGCAGGUUCAACAACAAACUACUUCCUGGACAGAAGGUGUAUGUGUUGUGUGGAGGGCGUGAGUGCACAGGGGUAGUGGAGCAACACAACCAUGUGGAUAAUGAGGUGGCCGUCCUACUGCCUGUCCUGGGACAGCAUGUCCUGAGGAAACUAGAGGACGUAUGGACCUGCCCCACCGUCCCGCCUCCACCACACCAAAUGUCCUCCUGCAUUGAUGUGCCCAGGAGAUCUUAUUGUUCUCCCUGCUACAGGAGUGCAGAGUCUAUGGAUGAGAUGAUGGCAGCCCUGGUUCUCACCAGCCUGUCCUGCAGCCCUUUGGUCCCGAGCCCUCCUCAGAGAGACACAGUCACAGCAGGUUCUGCUAGUAUGGAGUGUGGAGGCGGGGAACUCUCAGACAGCGGCAGUAGUGGCUACUGGAGCUGUGACCAUGGCUACGGAAGCCCAGCCCCCUCUCCACCAAUCACAGAAACAGAGGGUCACAGCCUGGCCAUGCCCCCUGAUGAGGGAUUGGACAUGGAGCAGGUGCUGUUUGACGAGCCAGCACCACGGAAACGCAGGAACUCAGUGAAGGUGGCCUACAGGUGUCUGUGGCCCAACUGUGGGAAGAUUCUGAAGUCUGUCGUUGGGAUUAAACGUCACAUCCGUACCCUGCACCUGGGCCAAGUCAGUGAGCAUGAGCGUUGCUCCUGCAGCGAGGAGGACUUCUACUACACAGAGAUCCAUCAGCGGGAGCCGCGGCCUCUCACCCGACCUCUAGGGGUCCCUACCCCCAGCACCCCAUGGUCGGCCUCCCCCUCCAGCCCCUCUCCCACUGGCGUAGGACCAGGAGCUGGAGGAGACUCCCCCACAGAAGUGAGCCCUCAGCUCAGCCAGUCUGCCCCCUCCACCCCGGACUUCUUCUGGCAGGUCCACUCUGAGCACUCCUACCAGGUUCCAGUCCAGGUGGAGGCUCCACCUGUCUCGGUCUCCUACUCCUGUCAUUGUACCACACCUACCUCAACCCUCCACCCAAGACAGGGUGCGUCGUUCCGUGUGAGGUCAGUCAGUGUGGGAGAACAGUGGCUGCAGCAGCACAGUGCCCCCAUCAGACCACACCCUGUCAGCACCUCUCCCCAACGCAGCCACUGGUCCACAAGGAGGAUCCGUGGCGAGGCGAAGAAGUGCCGUAAGGUGUACGGCAUCGAGCACCGGGACCAGUGGUGCACCGCCUGUCGCUGGAAGAAAGCCUGCCAGCGCUUCCUCGACUGAACCCCUCACAGAAGAGAGGGAUGAAGACCGAGAGAAAGAAAGAUGGAGCAGUCACCUCUUCGAGUGAAGACGGAGGAAAGAUCUGGGGGUCAACCAGUGGAGCACCAUGUACGUUGGUGUUUAUUUCUUUCUUUUUAAAAACCUUUUUUGUACUUUUUACCACUUUACUAGAAGUUUUUUAUGUAUUUUGUUCAUGUCUUUGACAACUUCGGGUUCUUGUGCGUUGGUGCUCAUGGUGAACGCUGCGGGGGGCAGGCAGCUAAAUUACCUAUGACCUUUACCAGAAGCAUAGUUCUGCAUCUCAGUUCCGUGUCCUCCUUCCCAGGGAGGGGCUACAAAGGAAGUGGAACGUUAUCCUCUCUUCCAAAUCUUUGGCUAUAACUUAUAAACAGCAGCUCUUCUAUACCCAGCAGCUAUAUAGGGGAUGUCUAUAGAUCUAUGACAUCAUGCCGUCCAUAACUUGGCUUGGAAAAAAGGCUUGCUGCCUGUUGCCAAUUGUGGGCCUGAGCCAGGCAGGUGCUGAGCAGAAUAUCCGAUCUGUAAAUUAACCUAACUUCCAAACGCCUGGGCAAGAACAGAUCCGUAUGAUCCAAAGGUUAACCCAUCCAUCAGGCUUUGGCUUCCUGUCUGCAUGCAGUGGAGAAUGAUGACGAGGAGAAGAAAGUCAAGUGAUACUAGGAGGGAGAUAGCCCUAUGUGACAGAGGUGAAGCUUCGCUAAAUACUAAGGUCCUGUAAAUAGCAUGCUUGUUACCAUGUCAGAGAAGAGAGUUGCUGGCUGUCAACUUGCUCAUUCAUUUGUUAAAAAGUAUUGAGUUUCAUUUAUACCAGCUCUUGUCAAUUGCAUAUAGUGCACGGAUUGGCUGAAAGAAUCCCCCUUGACCUAUAGGAUUCCAUCUGCUCAUGAUCUACAAGGCAUCGGUAACCAGGAAGUUGUGUCGUAAACAUUGAGAAUGGAUUGGAGGAGAAGUAAAAUGCAGAUUUGUGAGUCAUUAGCCCAGCCUGUCUGAUGUUAUAAGCCAUUUAUUCCUGCAAACUUGUAUGUAGCUUUUUUAAAAUGUUUUUGGCUUUUUUAAGGGAACAAAACAAUUUGGGGGGGGAUGUUGAAUAUGUUAAUUUGUAUUGUGUUUCGUUAUAUUAUCCAGCGAUGUUGUCUAUAUUUUGCAACUUGUCGUUUUUCUAAGGUGUGUUAAAUACAAUGUUCCGCCAAGAAUUACCAUGUUGUGGGAUAUAGGAAUCAAUUCACACACUUUAGACCAAUCAGAUGACAUGCACAUUGAUUUUCACUUCUCUGAGCAUGAUGUAACCAACUGUUAAAGUUAAGGACCCAGUAUCUCGUCCUUGUUGUUAGCAGCUACGGUAGCUAUCCUUUCUGGUAUGCCUUAAAGUCUUCUUAGUUACACCAGAAAUAGUCUAUAAUAUAGCCUCGUAACAGGCUUUGGUUAUGCCAACGGAUAUCAUUUCAGAGCACUAGUCUAUAAUUAAAGAGACACUAUGACGUGAAAGUAUUGGUUCCCUUUAAAACAUGGAGGUCAUUGGCAGCUCUGGUCUCUUACUCACAUCGUUGUAAUAAAAUGAGCCAUUUGUAUAAAUAUAUUUUGUCAGGAAUCUAUCUCCAUACAUUUGCCAUAUGCUUGGAUAUCCAACACUCCAGUACCAGCCUCAGUACUGCUGAGACACUAACUGAAUUAUGUUAUCGAGGUUCCAGGUUUGAUGUGGAAUGUGCCACGUGGUGCCAAUAAUAAGAACUAAAAUAUGGUGCCAGGAUUGAGUCUGAAAACAUUUACAUGGCUAAGGGCUUAUCUAGAAUUAUAUGCUGCUCAAGGGCAUUGUGGCCCUAAACCCUUGUCACUCUGCCACUUAUUGUAAAUUAACAUGCAUAAAGAUGUUUUCAUAUGUUAAAACCCAAAAUGCUUGUUUAUUGAAACUCAUGUUUCCUUGCAGUAAGCCAAUUAAUCCACAGAAGCAAAAAACGCUUAUAUAUUGUGUUAUGUAUAGGUAACUGCCAAAAAUAAUGGAAACACUUGAGUAAAUGAGGGAUACAAAGUAUAUUGAAAUCAGAUGCUUCCACAAAGGUGUCGUUCCUGAGUUAAACAAUUAACAUCCCAUCAUGCUUAGGGUCAUGUAUAAAAUGCCCAGUUGCCCAUUGUUUUGGUGACUUUGAAAGAGGGGUCUUAAAGGCGCAUAGAGGGUUUAAAGUGUGUGUGUGUCUCUCAGUCACCAGAUUUUAACUCGAUUGAAUAAUUAUGGGAGAUUCUGGAGCAUCGCCUGAGACAGCGUUUUCCACCACCGUCAACAAAACACCAAAUGAUGGAAUGGUGCCGCAUCCCUCCGAGUUCCAGACACAUGUAGAAUCUAUGUCAAGGUGUAUUGAAGCAUUUCUGGUGGCUUGUGGUGGCCCAACACCCUAUAAGACACUUUGUUGGCGUUUCCUUUAUUUUGGCAGUUACCUGUAUGUACUGUACCUGGAGAAAGAAAUUACCUUUGAAUGAAGUAAUUUUUUAUUAUGAUGCACUAUUUUUAUAUGGAAUCUGGAAUGUUUUGGUCUUUUUGAUGUUGAAAUAUGCUUGAUAAAGACUAACCCUGUCA
This is a messenger RNA of Salmo salar (Atlantic salmon), 4758 nucleotides long. The record is from RefSeq and is a predicted model, not a curated record. NCBI's taxonomy places the organism in Eukaryota, Metazoa, Chordata, Actinopteri, Salmoniformes, Salmonidae.